Molecule: messenger RNA, 2173 nt
Organism: Etheostoma spectabile (orangethroat darter)
Lineage: Eukaryota; Metazoa; Chordata; Actinopteri; Perciformes; Percidae
Gene: fbxl2
Product: F-box and leucine-rich repeat protein 2
Exons: 14
Coding region: 542-1840 (432 amino acids)
Biological process (GO): SCF-dependent proteasomal ubiquitin-dependent protein catabolic process
Cellular component (GO): SCF ubiquitin ligase complex
Molecular function (GO): protein binding
Source: RefSeq, a predicted model, not a curated record
AUCUCCGCAAGUCAACAGAAAACAUUAAAGAAAACGUUCAUGUCGGCCGCCAAACGAGUAUGUGAUGCGGGAAUUUGCUGUGAGAUAUUAAAGCGGACGUUCAUGUUUCCCGUGGGUUUUUAGCUAACUUGGGGGAUUUGGGGCCAGCUGACUCGCGCUGGAGCGAUGAAGGGAGAGGCGGAAGUGAAGUCACUUGACAGACCGUCCAUGUUAUUAUUGUUAUUUUGGUAGCCCUGUGAUGAGACGGGCUGGGGAGCCGUUGGUCUCCGAGACAACUGUUAACGUUAACGCAAGCCGCCCUGGACCGACACCACCCUCACCACCACCACCACCACCUCCUCACUGACCCAAAGACAGGAGCCUCGCUGACGGCUGGGGGGGUGGGUGGGGAGGGAGGGUGUGAGGACCCAGCUCCAGCUCCAGCUCGGCUCCUACACUCCGGCCGACCAAAAAUAAAACGGCGACAAAAACAAUAACGGCGUUCGUCAAACGGCUCGACUGGUGUCUGUGCGGUUUGUAGCAGGGACGUGCCGCAGCAGACAUGAACGGUAUCACCAAGGGCCGGUUCGAGGUGUUCUCAAACAGCGAUGAAGCCCCCAUUAACAAAAAGCUCCCCAAAGAGCUUCUUCUCAGAAUAUUUUCCUAUCUAGAUGUGGUUACACUCUGUAGGUGUGCCCAAGUAUCCAAGGCGUGGAAUGUCCUGGCCCUAGAUGGCAGUAACUGGCAGAAGAUUGACUUGUUCAACUUCCAGACAGACAUAGAGGGGCGAGUGGUGGAGAACAUUUCAAAGCGUUGUGGAGGCUUCCUGAGGCAGCUGAGCCUCAGGGGCUGCCUAAGCGUGGGAGAUGCCUCCAUGAAGACGUUUGCUCAGAACUGCAGAAACAUCGAAGUGUUGAACCUAAAUGGCUGCACCAAGAUUACAGACAGCACCUGUCUCAGCCUCAGCAAGUUUUGCUACAAACUCAAACAGCUAGAUCUCACCUCCUGUGUGUCCGUCAGCAACCACUCUCUCAAGGCCCUCAGCGAUGGCUGCAGAAUGCUGGAGAUGUUGAACCUGUCAUGGUGUGACCAGAUCACACGUGAUGGCAUUGAGGCUCUGGCUAGAGGCUGCAAUGGUCUACGAGCACUGUUCCUCAGAGGGUGCACACAGCUGGAAGAUGGAGCAUUGAAACACCUCCAGAAACACUGCCCAGAACUCACCACCAUCAAUAUGCAGUCUUGUACACAGAUAACAGAUGAAGGCCUGGUCAGUCUGUGCCGAGGCUGCCACAAGCUACAGAUCCUUUGUGUGUCUGGCUGCAGUAACAUCACUGACGCCUCCCUCACUGCAAUGGGACUCAACUGUCCCAGACUCAAGAUCCUUGAAGCUGCACGAUGCUCCCAUGUUACGGAUGCUGGGUUCACUGUACUGGCCAGAAAUUGUCAUGAGCUUGAAAAAAUGGACUUAGAAGAAUGUAUUUUGGUGACAGAUAACACACUGGUUCAGCUUUCUAUCCACUGCCCUCGCCUGCAAGCACUGUCCCUGUCCCACUGCGAGCUGAUUACAGAUGAUGGCAUUAGAGCUCUGAGCAGCAGUACCUGUGGCCAAGAGCGCCUCACCGUGGUGGAGCUGGACAACUGCCCCCUCAUCACUGAUGUGACCCUGGAGCACCUGAAGAGCUGUCAUCGUCUGGAGCGCAUUGAGCUCUACGACUGUCAGCAAGUCACCAGGGCUGGGAUCAAACGCAUCCGGGCCCACCUUCCAGAGAUCAAGGUCCACGCCUACUUUGCCCCAGUGACACCUCCUCCCUCUGUACAUGGAGGUGGCCAGCGUCUGUGCCGCUGCUGCAUUAUCCUCUGACACUGGAGGGCCAGGGGGGGCCACCUCUGUCUGCAGGUCCUGCUGCUCUGAUAUGGGCUGAAAUGGAAUAGGGGGGUGGGGGGUGGGGGCAUGGGGUAGGGGAGAGGAGAGGAGGGCUGGACCCACUCACUGCUCCUGAUCUCGGAUCAAAACAAAGACUGAUUGCCCCUGAUCAGUUGAACCCGACCCUCCUCUCUUCUUUUGCUCACCAGUCAGGAUGGCAAUAGUCCUGGGUUUGGGCGUGGAGGGGUGGAUGGACUCGCACUUUUUCUCUCUCUAUCUCAUUCUCACUGUAAAAGCAAAAGCAGGUUUUCCACUCCACCCUGCACUUCA